Syngnathus typhle (broad-nosed pipefish) is the source of this 7659-nucleotide messenger RNA. RefSeq lists its product as uncharacterized. The record is from RefSeq and is a predicted model, not a curated record. NCBI's taxonomy places the organism in Eukaryota, Metazoa, Chordata, Actinopteri, Syngnathiformes, Syngnathidae. The coding region runs from base 987 to 1943 and encodes 318 amino acids. Gene Ontology annotation, molecular function: catalytic activity. The transcript has 21 exons.
AUCACGUGUUGUACACGUCAUAUUAACGCGAUCGUCUUGUUCGAGCCCAUGCCCCGAGAACGAUCAAAGAGAAAUUAAGGUCCUCACAUGGCGCGAAACCAACUUUUUCCAUGUCAAACUUGGACAGCGGCUGUCCAUGACACACAUGACAACAUCAUCUUCUAGUGGCGUAGAGCUCCACUCCACAGAAAAUACUGUAAUAAAGAGACCACCCUCAGAGGCCGGCCUCUUCGACUUGCAACCAGAGAUGCUGGCGUGGCUCCACGACACCAAGUUGGAACACUGACGUUACACGUGAGAGACAGAGAGAGAGAGAGAGAGAGAGAGAGGCAACGUCAUCCGCCGAAUUAGGUGACCCAGUUUAUUAUUUUGUUUAUAGCAAAUACAGUCGCAAAUAUAUUGUUUCAAUGUGUAGUUAAUGGUAUUAAUGUAUAGUAUAUGAUUUUAAUCUAUUUUAAUCUAUAGUAUUGGUAUUUUACCCAUGCCUUAUUUCGGGAUAUUUGUAACUUCUGCUGUCUUUAUCUUAGUAUUCUGGAAUACUAUGGUUUAUUUCGAAAAUGUUUCUCAGAUGUCGCAUGUUUUCCCAUUCUAGAUUGAUAGAUAGAAUUUACGGUAGCGUUCUUUGGCCUGCUGUCCAAAGAACAUAGAAAACAAUACGGAAUGCGAUCAUCUCAUGUGCGGUGGCACCACAAAGUAGAUUGCAGAAGUUAACUCAGCAGCAUGGACGCGUUCCAGGCAGUUACUGCGACCGCAAGAGAGUAAGUAUUACUAAAAAGAAGCACACAAGUUUCCAACUUGCCGAGUGGACAGUGAAGCAGAAAAUAGAUUUGUCAAAAAGUGUGAGGAAAAUAUGCACUGUCUGCCGACUCACAUUUUCCAUAGUCCAUGUGGAACUGACUCACCUUAAGCAACACGGUGGACACGAACGAAAAAACGCACAACUAAGCAAGGGGGAACCUGGACAGAUCCAUUAGGCAACGACAAAGAUGAUUAUCCAGACAUCCCCAACGUCAAAGCAGCAGUAUUUUUGUCCUCAGCAUCCUUAUUUUCCACAAAGAAUGGAAAACCUUUGGACCCUCCAACAAUUGCCAGCGGCUCUCACGGCAAAAGUGGUGGCCUUAAAAACAAAUGAGAAACAUUCUCGAUGGGUCCUAAAAGAGGAUGGCACGGUGCAGGCUGGGGCCUCCCACUUUAACACAGUGGCUGCCCUCUGUGAUGGCCACCGUGUUUGCAAAAUUGUGUUGUUUGCAAAUUUAGCCUCCGACGUCUCUGUCGGAAGUACAUUUCGAUUUAUUAAUUUUGGCCGGGGAAGAGAAGAAGGGGUCCUCCUCUCCCGGCACAACACCACCAUUUACGUGGCUGGGGGGAUGGAGGUGACGCCUGAUUUGGAGGCAAAGGGGACAGCUCUGCUGUACCCUUCAAGUAUUACCAGGGAAUUAAAGGACAUCAGCCAUGAGGAGGGUGUCCUGUUUACGACAGACGGCAUUGUCUCUGCUAUCCGCCCCAUUAGGAUGGUGCUGACACGCGCGAUCCCAGUCCCAUUGGGCAUCUUUUAUUUGAAAAAAGAUCAAACGGAAAUAAAGGUGCUCAGGUGGCGGGAGAGCAACUUUUUUCGAGUAGUUGUUGGACAGCGGCUUUCAAUGACGCACUUGACGACAUCGUGUUCUGAUGGCGUGGAGCUCCACACCACAGAAAAUACUGUGAUAAAGGAACUGGAAGAAAAGUUUCAUGUUGUGGCCUUUAAAAUAAAAGGCAAACACGUGGAGCUUGUCAACCUCAACAAUGCCACCAAAACGGUUCCUUUGGAUGAGUGGAACCAAAGAUUCCCCGAGGGCCCUAAUUUUCCCCCAGAGGGGUUUUUGUGGAUCAAAGAGAAAUUAAGGUCCUCUCAUGGCGCGAAACCAACUUUUACCAUGUCAAACUUGGACAGCGGCUGUCCAUGACACACGACAACAUCAUCUUCUAGUGGCGUGGAGCUCCACUCCACAGAAAAUACUGUCAUAAAGGAACUGGAAGAAGAGCCCUUUCGCUUUGUGGCCUUUAAAAUCAAAGGUGAACAGGUGGAGUUUGUGGACGCCACCAAUGCCACCAGAAUGGUUCCAUUAGAGGAGUGGAACCAAAAAUUCCCCGAUGGCCCUAAUCUUCCCCUAGAGGGGUUUUUGUGAGACCACCCUCAGAGGCCGGCCUCUUCGACCUGCGACCAGAGAUGCUGGCGUGGCUCCACGACACCAAGUUGGAACGUGAGAGAGAGAGAGGCAACGUCAGGUGACCCAGUUUAUUAUUUUGUUUAUAGCAAAUACAGUCGCAAAUAUAUUGUUUCAAUGUGUAGUUAAUGGUAUUAAUGUGUAUAUGAUUUUAAUUUAUUUUAAUCUAUAGUAAUGGUAUUUUACCCAUGUCUUAUUUUGGGAUAUUUGUAACUUCUGCUGUCUUUAUUUUAGUAUUCUGGAAUACUAUGGUUUAUUUUGAAAAUGUUGCUCAGAUGUCGCAUGUAUUCCCAUUCUAGAUUGAUAGAUAGAAUUUACGGUAGCGUUCUUUGGCCCGCUGUCCAAAGAACAUAGAAAACAAUACGGAAUACGAUCAUCUCAUGUGCGGUGGCACCACAAAGUAGAUUGCAGAAGUUAACUCAGCAGCAUGGACGCGUUCCAGGCAGUUACUGCGACCGCAAGGGGGUAAGUAUUACUAAAAAGAAGCACACAAGUUUCAAACUUGCCGAGUGGACAGUGAAGCAGAAAAUAGAUUUGUCAAAAAGUGUGAGGAAAAUAUGCACUGUCUGCCGACUCACAUUUUCCAUAGUCCAUGUGGAACUGACUCACCUUAAGCAACACGGUGAACACGAACGAAAAAACGCACAACUAAGCAAGGGGGAACCUGGACAGAUCCAUCAGGCAACGACAAAGAUGGUACGUAAAUAUUUUUUUAAACCCUCUCAAGGUUAAUAUGAGAAUGUACAAUGGAUGUCUAUCGUAUAGAAAAAGCUAUAUUUGCUUUUGGGUGUAAUAAAUGACCAGGUAAAUGGAUAGAUAAUACAUAAAAACCAUUCGUUUGCAUACAUUGAUAAAUAAAAGAUCAACAUUAUGUGGCACUUGCCUCCCCAGAACUUUUGGUUUAUAGGAAGGUUUGUUUUCUAUUUAGAGGAAGAAACGCAUGCGCCCAAGUGCAAUAUGUAUUUUUGCCAGUAGAGGACGCUGAAACUAAAUAUGUUGCAUAGCGGAUGAGCUGUCUUAAUCAUUUCUGUCUGUAACAAUUGCACACACAGCCUUACAUUUGUAACAAGUUUCAAGAGAUGUGCAUAUUUUUUCAUUAGACAUGCAAUGUAAUUCUGUCAACUUUUAAAUAAACUAUGUUAUUUUACUUUUAAUGUGGACAGAGGAUUUAUUUUUGGUGUUUUUGAUUUUACUGCAGAUUAUCCAGACAUCCCCAACGUCAAAGCAGCAGUAUCUUUGGCCUCAGCAUCCUUAUUUUCCAAUGGGAUUUGUGGACAGGAAUGUCUUUUUCGACAUGUUCCAACUUUAAACUGUUCAUCUCAUGCUUAAUAACUGUCGCUCAGCACUGACACCUGGUGGACGUUAUGUUGUCAUGCAGAUGUUGUUAUGCCUAAUAAGAACAGAUUCAGAUUUGAUUCUUAGUAGUUACCUUGCUGACUGUUUCUUGUUGACUAAUACUUCUUGCGUAUGUACUGUUUUUACUCGCUUAUUGGUUUUCUUGCUUACUGCUUUUUCUAAAAUGUACAUAUUCACCUGCAGUUUCCAAAUUUUUUUAACCUAUUUGUAUUGUCCCAACAUCAACAGGUUCAGCUAAAUCCCACUUCAUGUAUACAUCAUUCAGUGUCAUUUAACAGCGUUUUUCCUUUCUAACUUAUUCAUUUUGCCACCAAUUCAACCCGUUUCAACAUUUAGCUCAUGCAUUUUAUGCCUAACUAUUCCACAACUUCUCACUUACCAAUAAUUCGAAAUUCUCUAAAAUUUGGUUUUUCUACUCUAAUUUCUACCAUUUUCAACCGAUUCUACCUAGUCCAACUUUCAACUGUUCAUCUUUUGCCUACCUAUUCCAAAACUUCCCACUUACCAAAAUUCAAAAUUUGAAAUUCAACCAAAUUCUCCAAAAUUUCAUUUUUCUAUUCUAAUUUCUACAUUUUUCAACCGAUUCAACCCAUUCCAAUUUUCAACUGUUCAUCUUUUGCAUACCUAUUCCACAACUUCCCACUUACCAAAUAUUCCAAACUUUCAAUUUUGAAAUUCACCACAAAUUCUCCAAAUAUUCUACAUUUCUCAAGUAAUUCAACACGUUUCAACAUCGUUCGGCAGCAUUCCCCGAAAAAGUUAUUCAUACAUUUCGCCUUCACACGCAAUUUCUCCAGAAAUUGCAAAAUUCUAGUUAUUCUAUUUUAUUCUCCUCACUUUUUUGUCCAGCUUCUUCUUUCACAAAAUUCAUCCGAUUCACUCCAUUCCAAUUUUCACGUAUUCCAAAUAUUCAGGAAAGGGUGGCUUGUAUUUUUCUCAUUCCGAAAAUUUUCCGAUUCCGCAAAAUUCCCAAAAUUCCGACAAAUUUUUCCCCAUCCAUUCUUAAUGGCACAUUCUACAUUUCACAAAAUUUCGUUUUUCACCUCUAAUUUCUACAUUUUUCAACCGAUUCAACCCAUUCCAACUUUCAACUGUUCAUCUUUUGCCUACCUAUUCCACAACUUCCCACUUACCAAAAAUUCCAAAUUUUCAAAUUUGAAAUUCAACCAAAAUUCUCUAAUAUUCCGUUUUUCCACUCUAAUUUCUACAUUUUUCAACCGAUUCAACCCAUUCCAACUUUCAACUGUUCAUCUUUUGCCUACCUAUUCCACAACUUCCCACUUACCAAAAAUUCCAAACUUGAAAUUCAACCAAAAAUCUCUCAAAUUCCGUUUUUCUACUCUAAUUUCUACAUUUUUCAACCGAUUCAACCAUUCCAACUUUCAACUGUUCAUCUUUUGCCUACCUAUUCCACAACAUCCCACUUACCAAAUAUUCCAAACUUUCAAUUUUGAAAUUCACCACAAACUCUCCAAAUUUUCUCAAGUAAUUCAACACGUUUCAACAUCGUUCGGCAGCAUUCCCCGAAGAAGUUAUUCAUACAUUUCGCCUUCACAUGCAAUUUCUCCUGAAAUUGCAAAAUUCUAGUAUUUAUUGUGAUAUUUAUACUUUACAAUUUAAAAUAAAUUCACUGCACCCAUUUUUAUACAAAACAGCUUUAUUUUAUUAUUUUGCAAAAUAACCCAAUGUUUUCAGAAAUUGACCAAGAUGUAUCGGUCCAUUUUUUAACGGAGUAAUUUAAAAGGUUUAAAUAAAGAAUAAAAUCACGGUAUUACUGUUAUUACUCGAUUUGCUUCCAUUGCAGGUGACAUCUUUUGGACGCACACCAAUGUUGCAGUCAAGAAAACCACGCCUGACAGAGGGCAAUGAAAUGCAUCCUCCUCGAUUCCUCCAACUACUUGAACCGAGCACAACUCAUCAAAAAAUGCCCUCGGUGGAAGUCAGUCAGUCAUUUUUCCAGCCCCACCCACCUGAGUUAAUUUUCCAGAACUUCACUCCUGCACAAUCUUACAAGUUACCUCUGCAACUGUUCAACAAUGAUAAGAUAUCACGGCAUGUCAAGCUGGAGCAUCAGGAGUCUGCUUAUUUCCAAGUUGAAGGCCCAAAGGAGGCUAAGACUAAAGUAGCAGCAGGAUUGUCAGUGGGCUUCACAGUCUGCUUCACUCCACAGGAGAACAAGGAUAGUCAGGCUGAGAUUGUGCUGUCAGCCAGGCGCUUAUUGGAUUUAAUCAGUUCGCCUGAAAGACAACGGGGCGCAGCCAGUGGUGGAGUAGUAAAUCAAGUUCCGAGACUGGUUAACUAUCAGUGACCCCACCAAGGCCAUAUCUCAGUGUGCUGACAGUUUUCUGCGUAUUCAUCAAACUGAGAGCGCCUUACUUCUCAGCAUGGACAUCAGAAAAAGCCCUGCUUAACAGGACAUGGCACUAAUCUCCUUCUACAAGCGAAAUCAUGUGGAAUGGGGACGGCCUCUGAAUUGCAAACUUGAAGGAGAUACUGCUAUUGGACAGGGUGUAACUCGCUUCUUUUUCUCAACAUGCAUGGAAAAAUUGAAGUCAGGGUUUUCCAUCAAUUUUGCAAACUCAAAUGUUACGCGGCUUUUUGAAGGAGAGACUGGCCAUUUGGCUCCCUCAGCCUCUCACUUUCUUGUUGAAAGUGAUAUGUUCAUGUUGGCGGGGAGAAUGGUAGGCCACUCCUUUCUACAUGGCGGACCAUGCCUGUUGGGAAUCAGCCCUGCAGUGAUUCAUGUCCUACUUGGUGGAAGUCCUGAAACUGCAACUGUUACACUUGAGGACUGUCCAGACCUGGAUAUCAGAGAAACAAUCGGACUUGCUGUGGCCUUGUGCUUGGAGAAAGGCCAAAGAACGCAGGCGUCCGGUGCCCUCCGGUGGUUCGACGAGCACGUCGAAUACCCGCCAAAAGUGGCAGCCAAACUCUCCAACAUUGUGGCGCAGAUGGACACCUACCACCCUUACCUCACCGUGUUCAGUUUCGAUUGACUGCUGGAGGUGGUUCAGACCUUCCUGGACGCCUACCUGGCCAAGAAUCCGACCGAGUUCCUUGCCAAUGUUGGCACGCCCACCGCAGGCUUUUUUCUCACGAGGCAAGCCGUCAAGAAGAUCCAGUGUUCCCGCAGUACGGAUGCCAUAGACGCCGUGGCCACUGAAGACAAGUCUCUCUUGGAGAAGGUGGACCACGCGAGACUCGAGACAAAGACAGAAGCAAAUCUCCAAGUUAGCAAGAAGCUGCGAGUGUCCCUCCAAUGGCAAGUUAUUGUCCACUGACUUGUCGACUGAUGCGGAUAAGCAAAACGUGGAGGCCUUACAAGACACCACUCUCGCUGAAGUUGAGUAUGGACUGCAAAUGCUUUCAAUACGCACCAAAUUGUCAUGACAGCCUAGCAAAGCUCUUAUUGCAUUCACAUGAAUACAAAUAGCUAUCCUAAUCAGAGCAGAGCUUUUGUUACAUCUCAAAUAUUGAGGAAGCUAAAUGUCUCGCCCGUCAAGCAUUUUGGACCACCUCCAACGUUUUUUUUCUACUUGCCCCCAAGACCGAAACGUAAGGUUCGCUCGGCAAAAAGCACCUCCGCCUCUGGCAGAAGACUGUUCUCCAGCAGUUAAUUCUGUUUAUUGGCUGUAUUCUUCGGCGCAGGACUCAACGGUUUAGUUGGAGCGAGCAAGGGAGGGAGGAUACGUGGUGGUCUUUUUCCAAACGUACUGAUUUCUAUAUUGUAGAAAUGGACGCACGAGCUGGAUCUUAGGCUGUUGCAGGGCGUCCGCCGUCAUGGCAAAGGCAAGUGGAGUCGCAUCCUGCAGGAUUAUGACUUUGAGGGCCGCACCGGGGUGAUGCUGAAAGACCUCUGGAGGAUUCUGGAGAAGCUCCACAAAGUGAACUAAGAAGAUCAAAGGGACAAGCCUACCUCGCUAUGGGUGCUUUUUAUUGUACAUAGUUUGUGGUUUUUGUUAUAUUUGAUUGUAUUUUGUUAGGGCUCUUGAAAGAUGUUUGUGCAGUUUCUGGCACAUCGUGGUGUGCAUUAAUGCUGGUAGUAGAAUGACGUGGCUGCAGAAUGUCAUGUCUCGAUGUUCCCCCACCAAGAGCAAGU